Messenger RNA from Halichondria panicea, 926 nucleotides. Its product is annotated as ras-like protein rasG. The transcript has 4 exons. Gene Ontology annotation, molecular function: GTP binding; GTPase activity; GDP binding. The record is from RefSeq and is a predicted model, not a curated record. Gene Ontology annotation, cellular component: plasma membrane. The coding region runs from base 110 to 775 and encodes 221 amino acids. Gene Ontology annotation, biological process: Ras protein signal transduction. NCBI's taxonomy places the organism in Eukaryota, Metazoa, Porifera, Demospongiae, Suberitida, Halichondriidae.
CCCUCCCAUACAUAAAGGCACAAGCUCAGCUCAAAGUCAUCGCAUCAGCUAGUUAGCUAGCUAAGACAAACAAAUAACUCUGAGAGCUAGAGCGUAUGAAGACAAGAUCAUGCCACAAUCACAGCAAGUAGAGAUUCACCACAGCAAGGGUGCGAGGUUUCAAUCUGGGAACAGAGUGUAUAAAGUGGUUGUCCUUGGUCAAGGUGGUGUAGGAAAAUCAGCUCUCACUCUUCAAUUUGUGACCCAUACCUUCCAAGAAGAUCACGACCCUACCAUAGAGGACGCAUACCAGAAGCAAGCGGUGAUUGAUACCAAUGCCUGCAUUCUGGAUGUAUUGGACACAGCUGGACAGGAUGAAUUCACGGCCAUGAGGGAACAGUACAUGCGAGGGGGGGAGGGCUUUCUUCUUAUCUACUCGGUCACGGACAAACGAAGCUUUGCAGAGGUUCGAAAAUUCAAAGAGAUGAUCGACCGAGUCAGAAAUUAUGAGAGUGUCCCUAUCGUGAUCGUGGGUAACAAGUCGGAUCUGGAGGCCAAUAGACAAAUCAGUAGAGCCGAAGGAGAAGCAAUGUCUAAGGAAUUUGGUUGUCCUUUUUUCGAGAGUUCAGCUGCCCUCAGAUACAACGUAGAUGAAGUCUACCAUGACAUUGUUCGCUGUAUUCGUAAGAAAGAGAACGCUGACUACAUAGCAGAGAAUCCGACGUCCAAGCGAAGUUCUUCGAGCAAGUCUAGUGGACGAUCGUCGCUGCUGUGUUGCUUCUCAGGAGAACCUUGAUUCACAACUUUGUACAAUUAUAGUUUUUGUGUUGUCUGUGUGUCUGUCUUUUGUUCUCUUAUAGCUAUGAUGUCACCAUUAUGAUUUUAGUACUUAAAGCACUUUUACAUUGCACCUGCACUUAUAUACAUGACUGUUUAUCUGAAUUUGA